This is a messenger RNA of Astrephomene gubernaculifera, 308 nucleotides long. Lineage: Eukaryota; Viridiplantae; Chlorophyta; Chlorophyceae; Chlamydomonadales; Astrephomenaceae. The record is from the annotation of a GenBank genome assembly.
CCGGGCGCAAGCGGGGUCCGAGGCGGCUGUAGCUGCUGCCGGCGGCGGUACCGGUACGGCAGGCGGCGGCGGCAGCAGCAGCAGGCCCUGCCGUACACUGGCGCAAGCGCUGACACUGCUAGACAUCCGGUUGAGGUGCGGCCUCAUGACGGAGGCGUUCAUGCUCAUCCGCCAACACACCGCUGACCUGGCGGCGGCUGCUGCGGCUGCGGCUGGCAGGAGCGAAGCUCCCGCUGCAGCAGCAGCAGCGGUGGUGGGGGCACAUGCCGGUGGCAGUGGCGGUGCGGAGGUGGCGGAGCACACUGGGG